Messenger RNA from Manis pentadactyla (Chinese pangolin), 2735 nucleotides. Its product is annotated as E3 ubiquitin-protein transferase MAEA-like. The coding region runs from base 1 to 441 and encodes 146 amino acids. Lineage: Eukaryota; Metazoa; Chordata; Mammalia; Pholidota; Manidae. The record is from RefSeq and is a predicted model, not a curated record. The transcript has 2 exons.
AUGCCUGUAGAUGUAGAGACAGGAUGCUUCUCAGCGCUCGCUUCCUCAGCCAGGAGCAGGACUGACCCUUCAUCGGUGCAGGUCCUUGUAGGACUGGGGCUCAAACAGCAGUGGGAUGGUGGCCCCUCAGCAGCUUUCUCUCUCCUCCAGGUGCCCUAUGAAACACCGAAUAAGUGCUUUCGAGCUGCUCAGAAGAACAUCAACUGUGAGACAAGCCACGUCAUCAUGGUGGUGGCCGAGCUGGAGAAGACCUUAAGCGGCUGCCCUACCGUGGACUCUGUGGUCAGCCUUCUGAUGGCAUGGUGGAAAAGCUUAGCAUCCUCAAGCAGAAGGCAGUGGAGUCCAUCCAGGCUGAGGACAAGAGUGCCAAGCUGUACAAGCGCAGGAUCGAGCACCUCAGGGAGCACAGCAGCAACCAGCCUGUGGCAGCCGGCAUAUUAAAGAAGAAGCACAUGGACCACCUAAUGGUGGAGCAGCGGCUGUGGUGCGGUUAUUACAACACGACCGUGAGGCUGGCUCAGCAAAGCAACAUCAAGGUGUGCCUGUGCUGCUGGGGCAGGAGUUCUGACCAUGGACAGUCCCAAGACCCUGUGUGCACACACGCUCUGGGUGUGCCAUGUGCAUGCCUCAUGCACCAGCAUCUAAACGAGAGGAAAGAUGUUUAUCUCCCAGUCACUCCUAAUCAUCUAGCUGGGUACACAAUUCUGGCUACAUGAUCUUUUCCCUCAGCAGUUGAAAACAUUGCUCCCUUGCUGUAUUCAGUGUUGCUAAGGAGAAGUCUGCUAUCAAUGGGAUUACUUCUCCUUUGUGGGCAACAUAGCAUUGAUCUCUAAUGGCUUUUUAGAUUGAAUAUAUAGCCUUAAUUCACUCAUUAAAAAAUGUUAUUGGGAUCUACUCUAUGCCAGGACUGUUCCAGGUGCUGGGCAGAAAGCCAUGAACAGGGAAGACAGAGCCUUACUUGUGGAAUUCACAAGCCAUGGGGCAUAAGCAAGUAAGCCAAACCAUAACCCAUAUAAUGCCAGGCAGUGACAACUACCAUAAAGAAAAGACAGUAGGGAGGGAGCCAGAAAGAGACCAGGAAGAUGCAGGACAAGGGGAGCCCUGGAUGAACUGGGUGAAGGGAGCAGUAGAGCCUUGCAGAGCUGGUGAAGCCUCUUGAGGGAGCUCAUGGCACCAUACUGGGUGGGGACUCAUCCCUGCCCUUUUACGUCUAUUUGAUUUUUCCUGCAUCAAAUAGUCCAAGGGCCCUUUCGACCUGCUGACCUGGGCUGGGACUCUCAGAGGAUCUCGUUCCUUUGGGUCCUGCCCCUCCCUGUGGCCCAGCCUUGUGCAGCAGGCCUGGUGUGUGCACGCUGGAGCCACUUCGAUUUGUCUCUCUUACUUUCUGCGUCCUUAUCCUCAUGUACUGGGUUCUAGAGACAUUUCUUAGCAUGAUUGUCCAGCUCACUACUCUCCCAAUCAGCCCAGCUCACUUAAAAAAUAAUUUCCAUAGACAAUGGAUUCCUCACCAUGCCAACCUGCCCUUGUCUUGCAGACAUAAAUCUUCCGACUUACACAGCACUGGGGUGUGAGGUAAGGUGGGGUGUAGGGUAGCAACCUGAACACUGGUCCUCAUGGCAUGGACGCUCCCAGGACCCUGAGAGUCCCUAGCUGCUGCCUUCUUACCGUCUCUCCGACUCCAGCUUCCGCCAGCCCACUUGAAGAAAGACCCCUUCAUUGCCAAUCUUGGCUGGGGAAGGGAGCACAGGGGUCAGCUGGCCUGGCUUCCGGUUGAUAGUCCUGCCACUCCUUGGGCCCUUCCUACUCCAGGUCCCACCUGCACCACCAGCACAGAUGCCCCUGAGGCAACCCCCUGUCGCGGCAGCCUGCUCAUGCACAUGGCCUUGUGUUCCUCAGCUGUUCCCCUCUGCAGCCCUUGUUGGUGUCCUCAGAUUCCUUGGAGCUGGUGCUACCCAGAAAGCGGCCCACCUUUUUUUCUACUGCAGUCCAUUCACAGGGGGCCCAGACAGGCCCAGGAGCAUGGGGUUGAGGACACAGUGGUGCUGACCAGGGGAGGACUAACUUACAGAUCUUGGUAGAUGGCAGGUCAGAUCCUGGCCAAAAUGCAAGAGAGUGAAGGGGGCCUCCCAAACCUCUGUGUGCCAUUAAGGUUGCGAUGGUGGGAAGGGAAGGGGGUAGGCAGAAGCCCUGUCCAAACAAAAUGGGCUCUCAUCCUCAAACAAGAACUGUGGGGAAGCAAAGCGUGCCAGUGGCCUGCAGCAGUGACCCCUGGGUCCGAGCAGGAGGCAGAGAGCCGUGGGUCCUCUGAUGCCUGGCAGAGAAGUGAACCCCUAGACUCAGGAGGGGCAUGCCCCCAGCCCAGCCCUUCAAUCCUUAUUGUCCUGUUUCAUUCUCCAGCUGUUAAGCAAGGUAAUAUGAGACUUCUCUGCCGUGGUCAGCACCAGUCUGACCAAGAAGGAUGCUCACAGCACAGAGGGUGCUGAUGCCAAGGUCUGAGGAAAGGUCCCGAAGGGGUAUGGCCACUGGCGAGAAGUGCGGCUCCCACAGAAGGCGUCAUCCCUGCGCGGACCUCAGGGGCGGCUGGGGACGUGACCAGCUCUGGAGGCUACCUUCCACAGAGAAGCCAAUGUUGUGAGCCUCUCCCACUACAGCCCACAUCCAAGUGAGACCCCUGGCGUGCUCUCUCGUCCACACGCUCCCCCGCUGCACCAGGAAGACUUUAUAGCUGUCACUUC